Molecule: messenger RNA, 2925 nt
Organism: Syngnathus typhle (broad-nosed pipefish)
Lineage: Eukaryota; Metazoa; Chordata; Actinopteri; Syngnathiformes; Syngnathidae
Product: ADP-ribosylation factor-binding protein GGA2-like
Exons: 15
Coding region: 951-2522 (523 amino acids)
Biological process (GO): vesicle-mediated transport; intracellular protein transport
Cellular component (GO): trans-Golgi network
Molecular function (GO): ubiquitin binding; small GTPase binding; phosphatidylinositol binding
Source: RefSeq, a predicted model, not a curated record
UCCAUGUCAUUGAACGCAUCAUCAGACUCGUGACCUGUCUGGAAGUUAUCGUUUUCUUUUGACCAAGAAGUUGCGACUAACGAUUUAAACAAAGUUUUUUUUUUCCACCACGCGUUUAUCAACAAUACGCGUUUUGAAGUGGAAAUGUUGGGGCUAACAGGAGACGCUUGUCACAGGAAGUUGUUUCGUUUCGUCUGUGCGCGUACACGUCUUGCUCAUGAUAAAAACCGAACGUUCGUGAUAUUUAUUUCGGGGCGGCUAAUUUCGUCAUGUUUGCAAAAACAAUCAUCCAACUAAUGUUUCAAGUACUUAAAAUGUAAUACUGUGGUAAUAUGUGAAAUCAGCUAUCACUUAAACUAAAGCUAUAUCUAAAGGGAGAGCAAUGUUUGGUGACUCAAAUUUUCUUAUGUUUAUUUUUAACUCUUAUUGGUUAAUUAUUUUUGUCAAAACCACGGAGAAACAAUUAAGUUCACAAUUUCUUUUUCAUAAGAACACUAAAUUGGAAAAUUGUGUUUUGCAUACGUACACUGGAACAAUAGUAGUACCCAAAAUUAUUUUUGACAACGUCCCAAUGUUGUAUUAAAGACUAAAACGUUUUCUGCAAUGAAUUAUUAAUAGAAACAGAAUUCGACAGAAUGGUGAAGGCACCUUAAAGGGGUCUUUCAGUCUUAUAAUCUCAUAUCAAUCAUCUCAAUCUUUGACAUUUGUAGGUCGUAAUCAUUUUUUGAUGAUCAGUUGGGUGUCAUUCUGUUUUUACCCUACAAGAUUUUCUCUUGUCCAGACCAGGCCACGGACCCGAACAACCAGGAAGACAUGUGGGACUGCAUCCAGGCCUUCUCUCAAUUGGUCAACAAGGAGACUGAUGGGUUGCUCUCAGUCUUCUUGCUCAUAAAAUUCAAUCCCCCCAAGAAAAAGAGGCUCUUCAAGCUUUGACUGUUCUCGAGGCGUGCAUGAACAACUGCGGCAAGAAGUUCCGCAGCGAAGCAGCUAAGUUCCGAUUCCUCAACGAGCUCAUCAAGGUAUUGUCGCCUAAGUUCUUGGGUUCUUGGACUGCCCCGUCGGUCAAAGAUAAGCUGAUUCAGGUUCUUUAUGGUUGGACACUCUGGCUCAAAGAGGAAACAAAAAUCCAGGACGCCUACUCCAUGCUCAAGAAACAAGGGGUGAUAAAAAAGGAUCCCAAAUUACCAGAUAAAGUCAUAAUGGCCCCUCCACCACAGAGAGCCACACACUCUGUUUUUGACCAAGGGGACAAAGCGACGCUCCUAUCCAGAUUAUUAAAAAGUGGACGUCCUGAAGACUUGGAGACUGCCAACAGGCUCAUUAAAAGCACAAUGAAAGAGGAGCAGGAGAAGGCAGAGAAAGCCUCAAAGCGUGAAAUGACUCUGAAGGCGGUGGAGAGUAGCACCAAGCAGCUCAGAGAGAUGUUGGACGAGCACAAGGAAGCAUCCUUCCUGCCCAUGGAUGAAUUGAAGGACCUGUAUGAGAGCUGCGAGCGCCUGAGGCCGAGCCUUUUUCGUCUGGCUAGCGACACGGUGGAUGACGACGAGGCUCUGGCGCAGAUCCUGGCGGCCAACGACGAACUCACCCUGGUCGUCAAUGCCUACAAGGAGCGAAGCGGCAGGCGAGAAUGUACCAGAAAAAGUGAAGAAGCAGUGACGGACAUAAACAAUACUUCCACAAGUCCCCGAGAGAUCAAGAGCUACCACCUCAUCGACCUGUCUGCCUUCGACUCACCUCAGACAGAGAGAAAAGCCGACUCGCCUUCGUCCGUUAACUCCUCACCACUCUUCUCCUCUUGUCUGGAUUACACCGACAAUUCUGCGGUUGAAGAGAACCCGCCGCAAUCAGAUUUACUUCUUCUGUCUCCAAAAUCGUAUUUUGAUGAGCUAAUGCAGCUCGAUGGAGCAGUCGAGCCAACGAACAAGGAGAGGGGCCCCUUGCUGAGAGCCCGCGGAUGUGGGGAAAAUGUCUCUUCACCAAAGGAAAUGAACAUAUGGUCACAGGAUCAACAGUUAACGAGUUUAGGAUCUUGUUCAAGUCACCCUCAACCACCAGCACCUUCGGAAGACUGGGCAUGUCCGCAACAGGGGCUGAAAAAUAUCUUUGUUCCCAUGGAGACCAUCAAGUCUAGUCAGCUGGAGCCCAUCACCAUCUACGACCACUGCGGCGUCCACGUCACACUUCAUUUCACCAGGAACUCACCACCCGGUCAUCCUGACGUUGCCGUAGUGGUCAUCUCCACGGUCAACACUUCCUCUCUGGGAGUGAAAGAUUUAAUGUUUCAAGUUGCUGUCCCUAAGACCAUGUCGGUAAAACUUCAACCUGCGUCAACAACACACUUGCCUCCUUACAACCCCCUCCAGCCCCCGCCUGCCAUUUCCCAGGUCAUCCUGUUAGCUAAUCCACACAAGUGUAAAAUGCGUCUGCGCUACAAGCUCACUCUGACACACGGACACCAACAGUUGAAUGAGCACGGAGAGAUACAAAACUUGCCGGACUGGACGUCUCUGAUUGGCUGCUGAAAACGCCGCACACUUUUCUUUAUCACACUCGGUUUCACGGGCACUCUUUCCCUCAAGAGUCUCAAAAUGACAAUGAAGUCUUACAUGCAUCACAAUCUUUGGACUUUUCUUCCUAUUUAGGUCAGUUGUUAGUUAUUUAGGUCAGUUGUUAGUUAAACUCUCUUUGCUUUUGAUACAUUUGCAACAUUUCCCAACAUAUUAUUAGGUUUGCUUUGGAAUUAAUCAUUAAUGUAAAUUAAUGUUUUUUUUCGAAAGGAUUUUGUUUGUUCUAUCCAAGACUUUUUGUGUUUCUGCAAUUGGAAUUAUUGGACCUCCAUCGUGCCAAUUCUUUAUUUUGCAUCUGAAGCCCUAUCUGACUCUAUUAAUCACUUACAGUGAAUAAAACAAGACCACAUCAGUGUUA